Phragmites australis (common reed) is the source of this 1031-nucleotide messenger RNA. RefSeq lists its product as uncharacterized. Gene Ontology annotation, molecular function: protein binding; mRNA binding. The record is from RefSeq and is a predicted model, not a curated record. The transcript has 4 exons. NCBI's taxonomy places the organism in Eukaryota, Viridiplantae, Streptophyta, Magnoliopsida, Poales, Poaceae. Bases 171 to 851 code for a protein of 226 amino acids.
CCAGGAUUGUGCACAGCACAAACAAACAAGGCUAGCUACAGCAACCUCAACUCUAUCUCCAACUAAUGAUAUGAUCCACAAGAGAAAUCGAAAGCAACAUGGAAGGAACGGAAGGCCUCUCGAGCCCUUCUUCUCCAUUUCCUCCAUUGCCCAGCUCCUGACCUGAUCUGAUGGAAGCAGCAGCGGCCACUACCUCCUCCCUGCUACUCUUCUCCAGCCCCAGGAGGUCCCGGAGCUUUCCUUCCCCCUCGUUGCUUGGGCCUCCUCCUCCUUGCAAGAGCUGCUCCAUCUCCAUCUCCUCAGCGAAGCAGCAGCACCUGAUUUGCCUCGCCGUAGCAAGGCUAGACGGAACCAAGAGUGGCAGAAGCAGCAUCCUGAGGUGCUCUUCUAGUGUCACUGACGGCCCAUCAACCGCUGUUUCUUCAGAAAGAUGGCUUCUUGAGCCUGCAGGUGACGGCGAUUGGCGUCAUAUCGGCUACAAAGUUACACGCCCCGGCGCGUUUGAGAUAGCCUCCGAUUCGGUGACCGUUGGCCGGGUUGCAGACAAGGCUGACAUCGUCCUCCCUGUUGCAACAGUUUCUGGCGCGCAUGCUCGGCUGGAGAAGAAGGACGGGAGUCUGGUGGUGACGGACCUCGACAGCACCAACGGCACCUACAUCAACGAGCGGCGGCUUGUCCCUGGCUUCGCCGUGCCCGUCGACCCCGGCAGCCUACUCAUCUUUGGUGACAUCCACUUGGCCAUGUUUCGUGUCAGGAAGACGAUAGUUGAGGUGCCCAGCGAGGAGGCCGAGGGAGACGAACAAGAAAACAAGGAGCUAGUGUCUACUGCAGUUGAAGAUACUACAAGUUAGUUAGCAAAAGCUCUGUUGCUAUGCGUCGUCUCUCAGGAUCCAGGUGUGCGACAGAGUGCAAGCCAUCUGUAUUCUGUAACCAGGAGAAAAGCCGCAAAUUAAAGCAACAGCUACGGAUGUAAUAAAAAUGUAUACGGUGGUUAUCAGUUUCACCUGGAAAUGCAGCACCAACUACAAGUU